Molecule: messenger RNA, 2237 nt
Organism: Physella acuta
Lineage: Eukaryota; Metazoa; Mollusca; Gastropoda; Physidae
Product: kelch repeat and BTB domain-containing protein 3
Molecular function (GO): protein binding
Source: RefSeq, a predicted model, not a curated record
UUUUGAUACGGUUCUUUUAGGUUCCUAUUUCUUUACUGUGACGAUGGGCGAGGAAAACGACACAGUGCACACUAUUGUAAAAAACACAGAGAAACUUCGAGAAGAAAAAAGUUUGUUAGAUUUCAUCGUCAUAGUUGAGGACGUUGAGUUGCCAUGUCACCGUGUUAUUCUGGCAGCGUCGUCACAUUUCUUCAGGGCUCUUUUAACUUCUAACAUGAAGGAGGCUCAGGAAGGUCAUGUGACUUUGCAUGAGGUUUCAUUGAAUAUAUUCAAGCUUAUUUUAAAGUCGCUGUACACGGGAAAGAUAAGGUUAACGUUGGAGAAUUUUGUCGACAUUUGGCAGGCAGCUGAUCAACUACAGAUAGACUUUGUUGUUGGACAUUGUGAAGAGUUUGCUAAAACUUUAACUUGUGUUGAGAUUUAUGGAAUAAUGCAGUACAUAGCAAACAUCUUAAAUUCUGAAAACAUUUUAAGUUUUUUAGAAAGCUUUUUAUUACUAAACUUUGAUAACAUUAGUGAGGUAAAUGCUAAACCUAUAAUGGAGCUUGGGUUUGACGAUUUCAAUAAAUUGAUUGAAUCUCGUCAACUCAAUGUAAGAAAUGAAGACUGGGUUAUCAGACUAGUGCUAAAGUGGGUUGAAUAUACACCAGUGGGAGACGACAGUGACGAUGACGACGAUGAAUGUGCCGACUUAGAAGAGGAUGUUACACAGGGAAGUAGUUCAGAUGUUAAUGUAGAUAACAGAAACAAUAUUCUAAGUAAAAGAAUCCGAAGGCUUGCGCGAUUAUUAAGAUCUGUGCGGACGUGUCUUGUAAGUACACCACUUCUAAAAGAUCUGCUAAAACAUCGAUUAAUAAUCAACAACAUUGAAGCUAGAGAUGUUUUGAUUGAUGCUGUAUUGUAUAAGACAACACAUUAUAACCACGGACAAUGGCGAACAAGUGCCAUACAUCGAGCCUCCAGUGAAUGGGAACACUGCGGGAUUCUGUAUGUUAUGGGGGUUGGGUUUGUUCUAUUAAGUGUAUUUGAUAAAAAGAAUUACACCUGUGUGAAUUGUAGUGAAUGUCUUCUCGACGUAACUUUGGUUGUUUUUGACUCAUAUCUAUUCACGGCUGGAGUGAAAGAUGUAGCUGAGGAAACAAGCAGUUUGUGUGUUUUAAGUGGCAACUCUUGGAAAAAAAUAACUGAAAUCCCAGCUCGUCAAUUAAUCUUAGUACCAUAUGAUGAGUACAUUUUUAUUUUAAGCCGAGCUAAACCAGAAAUCUAUCAGGUAUUUCCUAAAUGCGGGAACCCAAAUGUUAAAGAAUUUACAAAGCUACCAGAUACAAUGAAAGUACAAUUGGCUGUAAGUUACCAGACGAUGAUUCUGAUCUUCAGUGCUGUUACCGUCAAUGGCAAAGAAAAAACAGCAGUUCAUCAACUAGACAUUCUAACAAAGAAAUUAACAGAAUUAGAACAAUUGAAUGGACCAGCUGAUCAUCUGACAAAUUUUAAUGAUGAUAACAAUAUCUAUUUUUUACAAAAAACUGGACAUUUAUGGACUGUCAAAUGCAAUGCUGGUAAAGUUACAUUCAAAUUUUUGUGCAGAUUAUGGAACACAAUGUUCAUACUACACGGGGCAUAUACAACCAAGAACCAUCUGCAUAUUGCGUAUCCGCGAUUAAAAAAUAGACGACUAGACCAUGAAAUGGAGUUUUCGCCGCAGUUAAAGGGUUAUUUUAAGGACCUUUCACUUUGGAGUUUGAAUGAUAUCCCAUGUUCUAAUUGUAUUCCCGUUGUUCUACCUAAAAAUAUUUUAAAGCCACUUAUAGAACAAGAUGGCAAUUUAUUUAUCGGAUAGCUUCGGUUGUGAUCAUAUACAUAUUAUUGGCCAGAAGACCAAUUCUUUUGUAAAACAUACGGACAAUUAUCAAACUGAUAGACUUGGAGGAAAAUUAAUUUAAUUUUUUACUGAAACAGAAGAGACAUGUACUGAUGUAGUUUUUAUAAAUUGCUGUCAAUUUCAAAAGUGCAGAUAUGGUGACUAAAAGAGGAUAAAACAAAUGUACCUGUCUUAAUGGUCUAAAACGUUUCAACAUCAAGUGUCGUUUUUCACAUCACUGUGUUGUCUUAUUACAUUUUUUUAUUUACAAAAACAUAACGUGUAUGAAACAAACACAUUUUAUGAUCAAUUAUUUAAAACUUUAUAGCAUAACUUUUGAUACAUUUUACAUUUCAUUAUAUCGGCGAAUAAAACA